UUUUCGGAGGCCGAGCGGCUGGUCCGCCGUCGCCGCUCUGGGUUCCUCUGCGCAAAAGCGAGAACUCCGCUUCUUGUCGUGCGUCGCGACGGGAAAGUGUCCGCGCGAAGCGGCGUUCCGCCUCGGCUUCUCCCGGAGAUAUUCGUCCGCUCGCGAGAACGCGCGGAAACGCGGCGAUCGCUUGGUGAUCGUAGGGCCUCGGGGCGGACCUACGUCAAGCCCCCUGGACUCUUGGCGUCCUCGUCGCAUACGUAUAUGUAUAUACAUACGUAUAUAUAUUUCGUCGUAGUUACCGAACGUGGACUCGUACUCUCUCGAGACUAAUUUCUCUAAAGUAUAAAGGUCCUUGACAACCCUCUGUUCGCGCGAGUCUCUCGACGUCGCGAAGAAGAAGAGUGCCAAUAUCGUCCCGGGUGAUGUUGCGCGAUCGAUAAACCCGGCGCCCGAUCAUCAUCAUCAUCCAUCAUCAUCAUCAUCAUCAUCGUCGUCAUCUCGAACACGACCAAUCGACGAGACUGGAAUGAUAUAAUCUCCUCUCGAAGAGCAUCCACCAUGUCUGCCAGGGCGUCCUCGUCGUGAGAAGGCGUCGUCGUAGUCCAGUGCGACGUCGGCGGGCGACGGCGAUGAUUCCGCCGCCGUCUGUCAAGCUCUUCCGCGCGCGCGGCCAAGGGAAAUAGGCCUGCCUCUCUAGCCGCGUGCGUGCGUGCGCGCGCGCGCGUGUGUGUGUAUACAUAUAUAUACAUGUGUAUAUAGGUAUGUGUGCGUAUAGAUCGCGUCGCCGCGCGGUGCAUCUUGUCCGCGAGAGAGAUCUCGUCGCGGAUGGACUUAUCCUCGGGACGGUACCGCGCGACUCGGACGGACGCGUGCAUUCGGUUGCGCAGCGGCGGCGGCCAUUUUGAAUCGAUUGAGCGUGGAGUUGUGGCCGCUCGGCCAGUCACGGCGCAGCGCGGCGACGAUUAUCAUCAACACGUCGUCUCUCUCUCGCCUCGCCUCGCCUCGUCUCGCGUCGUAACGCCAAAAACGGACGGUUUUCCGUGUCGUCCCGAGUGAGCCCUCUUCCCGUUCACACGUACAUAUACAUAUAUAUAUAUAUAUAUAUAUACGCGUUCGUUGUGCGUACGCUUGGAAAUGGUGUCGUUGCACAGCCGGGCUUUCUAUCUUCCAGAGGAAACGCCGAUAAGCGCGACGGCGACACUCGAAGGAGCCACGAUCGUCGAGGAUCCGUACCUCUGAAGACUCGGAUUAUUGUGACGUGCGCGAGAACGAGAGAGAGAGAGAGAGAGAAGGAAAAAAGAAGAAACGCAUCGGAAGAGAUAUAUAUUCCUAUUCGCUGGCGACGCUCGCGUCGAUCGUUCGAAUUUGACAUGUGACCGCCAGGCAGUUUACGUAAGUUGUCCCCCUAACCAGGACGCUCACGCGGUCGCGUUCGCAUAUUUACGAAGGGACAUUAAUUUGAGCAGCGCUGCACGUAAAAGUUGACGACAUUCCUUCGUCGACGGACGAGAGGACGCCUGAACGUUUCGCGUCCGAUCCUGGCGAUUCGUCGUCGUCAUCGACGACUGGGUGACAGACGGACAGCUGUGCGCGGCUCCGAGCUAGUUUGACAGCCCUCCCCUCCCCCUUCAGUCGCGAGACUUAACCUCAAAAUCGUGGGAUCCGGUAUUCGCCGACGAGACGGCGGUGUAAUCCGAGUCUCGAGGACGGGUAAGCGGAAAAAUUCUGCUAAUAACGUGACUCUGCGAGAAACUUUACGAUCUUAUGGUCAAUGGUGAGGAACGGGAUCGUUCUCUUCGAAUUCCUGGGAAGAGUUUCUUUCCUGAACAAUUCCGUCAUCGAGGUUGCACCGACAGGACAAAAAGUUCAAUCUCUCGGGAGCGGUGCUGGAAAUUAAAUUCUAACGGAACUUUUCUCAAUUAACGGCUCCGAAAUUAGCAAUCUACUUUCUUUUUUUUUUCCUAAAUUAAUUACCUCUAUAAACCAGCGGACUCACGGUUCGUUUCCGUAUUUAUAAAUUUCAAGUCGGCAACUCGUCUCACUUCUCGAUUAGCGAGUUCUAAAUUAAUGAAGACUCUACUUUCUCGAGAAUCUAAGAAGAAUUUCCAAAGAAUUAUUUGAAAACUUAACAUCCUACAUAAGCGUUGGUGCAACCGAUUCGGAGUCUUCAUCCAUCCAAGUAUGUCGUUGCGCUCAUCUGACCGAGAGUAACCAGUAAGUGUCUUCGAUGCGGCACGGAACGUCGACAAUCUCGGUCCUUUCGAGGCUGGAUAGCCCUUGAAAGAGAGAGAGAGAGAGAAAGAGAGAAGAAGGACAAGGGAUAAGGAAAAAGAAAUGACGAGGAAGGAGCCAUGAGCACGGCGGAUACCGCGCUGUCAAUUUCGAUCAACAUGGCCCCAGGGCCGGAGCAUCGCCAGGAACCGGUAGCUCCUGACAAAAUCGCCGAGGGCGAUCGCGCCGCCGACGUCGACUCGGAGAACGUCGACAUCACGACGACGACGACGACAACCGGUAGCAGCAACAGCAACGACUCCGUUGCUCCUGUCGUUGUAGCAGAGCAAAGUUCGAACGUCGAGAUCGCUCCGACUAAUUUUGUUGCUGCUGGCGCCGAUUCGGCCAAUCAGAGCUCGCCCUCGAACAGCACCGUCGACAGCAAACAGCAGGAAGAACCGGCAACUCUGUCUGAAUUAAACGAUAGCGAAUUACGUGCUUUACUGGAUGAAGCUAUAACAUACAAGUGCCCCAAAGAUCGAGAAGGAAAAUCUCAUCUUUUCAAGGAACUUUUACAAGAAGCAGAAGCGGAUGAGACUGAAGAAGGACAUAGGGUAAUAUGUAAUUCGCGUUGUCUCCCAGGCUCAAAUCGAAGAAGACACAAACGGGAUUCUGUAUCCGAACGUUUGACACACGGUGGAUCAUUGCAAAAUUUAGCACAUCCUAUUGCUUCGGAAUUCGAUAGUAGUUUUGCUUAUCCAACAUCCAGUUCGUGUCAUACUUAUGGGAGUAGUAGAAAAAAGAACAAGAAAUACAUAGGACCUAGUGUCUCUGCUAGACAAAGAGAAGGUGGAUCAUUACCAUCGGAUGUAGAUGCAUCACAUAGCCUUGCUUCUUUGGCUAAUCUAGAUCUAUCAUUUGACAAAAAGAAGAGUUUCUGUGUGGAGCGGUCAGCGUAUGACUGGACCAAUAAGGAAAAAUCCAAGUCUCUAGACAAACCGUCGUAUACCAGUACAAAGAAAGAAGAAAAAGAGAAAGAAAAGAAGGAAUUGAAGAGAGAUACCGCUAGUUCAGGCGAGAUAGAACUUGAAUCGCGAGAGAAAAGAGUCGGUAAAGGAAAAUACGGAACAAAUGAAAUGCUGGAAUCAGAUAAUCCACCUCCAGAAUAUAAGUCGGAUUAUAUGGUGAUCGAUUUAGGCGAUGUUGAGGUAGGUGCGAUCAGUGAGAGAAAUGUAGGAUCUAUGGCAAGUGGGAUUCAAAGACCUCGCUCGUUAGACACCGAAAAUGACGAAGGAACUGAGAUGAGAAUCAUUGAACCGCGUAAACCUAUCCAUUAUGUCACACGGGCAACUUUAGAUGUGGAUAGCCCUAUAGAAUUCCCUAUUCGUGAUCAUAAGCAGGAGAAGUCAAAAAUGUCUAUUAAUGGUGCAGAUGUGACUGGAACACUGUUUCAAUCACACAACAGUGUAAAAUGCGGUAUAAGUGGAGCUUCGAACAGUUCUAGUACUAGCCAGAGCAAGAUCGUGCCGAGUUUGUGCUCCGUAAUGCCAUCCUGGCAAGCACAGAAUAUAACAAUGGAAGGUCCCAGGUAUUCGUCUCAACAUCUCUCACUGAAAGAUCCAUCCGUGUCGGGAGAAAAGAAAUCGCUGGACGAGAACGGAAACGCUGUACAAUCCUACAAUGAUCGUUUUGCAAAGAAACUCAGGAGGAAACAUACUCAGGAACACAAUGUCAAAGUUUACAAUGCUGAAAAUGUCGAGGGUCAUCGUAAUGAAGAUAUUGACAGUUUAAUUAACUUUAUCGAGAACAAAGAAUCAAAAAGCAAAAAAGGAAAGACUAGUAAUCCCGUUAGAGUGAAGACUAGUUCUGGUACAAAACCGAGAACUAGAGAAAAAGAUACAAAGAGAGAACAGUUGCCAUCAAAAUUACAAAAGUCUAAUUCUUUGGAAGAGAUUUCAAAGACAAAAUUAGAGGAUCUUACGACAGAAAAAAGCAUCAGUUCUAGCGGGGCCAGUAGUGUAUCCAGUCAACACGGUGAAAAUGUGGCAUUGCGACGUCCGAAGCAAAGGAGCACUGGAGAUGCUACAGUCGAUAGUCGAGGCGAUAGGCGAUCUUGGGGGACAGAGGAAGGUCAAUCGAUAUAUUGCAACGACACGGGAGAGGAUUAUACUAGUCGCCGCAAUUCUAACAAGAAAAUUAAUCCGGAAUCUGAACAUGAGACGGAAUUUCUGGUAGUGACGAAGAAGAAGAAGAGUAAAAAACAGAGGAGAAGCUCCAGCGGUAGUAGAGCGCAAAAUCUGACAACGUCAGGAUCGUAUCUACAAAGUUCUAGAGGAUUCUCCAACGAGUAUAGAACACCGCUUUCUCCCGAACUGCGAAGAAAAUCGGCAAGCAGCAUGCCUCCUAGUGACAAGUCGGAUAGCAGCGAUUUAGAUUCGGUUCACUCGUUGCCGGUUACGUCAAACAGCUCGAAGCAUAAUUUAACUAAAGUCGCGACCUCAUCGGGCGGAACUCCGCAAGCGAGUUAUGCGGACAUAGCGCGCAUGGCCACCAUCAACAUAUCGCACAAUCUGAACAUGUCCACGAUCGUUCCGGGCAUGUUGAAUACAGCAUCGUGGCCCAGUGUACCUUCCAAGACAUCUUCGGAGCCGGACAAAGUACCGCAGGAUUAUUAUCCAAGCUUGGACGAGAUACAGCAUUCGGAGAGAAAAGUGAGACAACAACAAAACUCGGCCCAGUCGAAUCAUGCAGCGGCAAGUUUGAGUCUCGCUUUCGAAAAGUCUCUUUCGCCGACUCUGACAAAAGUGAAGAAUUCGUCGGAUAGAAAGAAAGCCGAAGCUCAGGAAGAAGCAAUUAAUAAGAAUAUUCAAGUAUUCAAAUAUGUACAAGACAUCGAAAAAAUGCAGGAGAGUCUGUCGCAAGAACAAAAGCACCACUCGGCUUCCAAUAACUACAGCACGAAUACAAGCGAGACUAUCGCAACAAAUACUGUUACGCCAAGAUUGAAUAAUAGUACAACGAUGAAUUAUAAUCCACUCGAUGCCGAUAAUAAUCCCAAUUGCGCUGUUAACAAUAAAGAUUCAGUUACACAUUCUAGGACUAACAAUCCUCGCUCUCGCAGGAGUUAUGUACAUAACAAUCAAAGUGUACAAAUGAUAGGAUCUUACGAAGAACAAUAUGUGAAAAAGUUUGCAUCUUCGUAUCACGAUGAACCAAUUAAAAAAUCAUACAGUACCGACACUCCGCAGUCGGAAAACAAACCUAAUCCGACAGUCACAUCCCAUAACGACGGUGCGCAGGACGUACAGAAGAAAACUGCGAAACUUGCGCAAGAAUCGCAGGAGUCCGUCGAGUCCGAGUCGAGCAGUAACAAAAACAAGUUGACCAGCAACGAACCGAGGACAGCAAGAGUCGUGAAAGAAUACCCGAAUAACAACAUUACAAUGAAGCAUGACGUAGCAAAAGUGGGCAUCUGUCAGACAAUACAAAAUUCGAAGCAAGAUCAAGUGCGCGAGGAUACGGAGAAUAAAAGGACCAAAUCGCAACCCGAUAAAGAUCAAUCGCAAAGAUCGUCGUCCGUGAUAGAGGUGCAACAGACGAAAAAUUCAACUCCUAGACCGGCUGUGAUUCUGUUGGACGAAACCACCUCGGACAUCGCUAAGAACAAUAAUCUACCGACCGAACUCACGUUCGGUUUUGAGAUAAACGAACAAUUGUUGCUCUCGGAGGAUAAUGGCAACGAAGAGACUCAGGCAAUCGCGACGAGUAGUCCCGCUUUCUCUUCGGCCGUACCGCCGCUCGUUAAUAAAUCGUCGCUCAACACUUUCGAGAGGAAUCCUCUGCCAUUGUUCAACGAGAAACCCGCAAGGUACGACAAGUUUUCGUCGAAUUAUCAUAUGCAAACACCGAAUGCUCACAUGACGCCUGUGCAUCCGGUCAUGGUGCAACCGCUGCCGUAUAUGGGCUAUCCCAACACGAGAUUUCCACCGCCCACGUAUCUGCCACCACCACCUCCGCCACCGCCCGGGAUCAUGGAAAAGUUUCAUCCGCCAAAGGAAGACUUUGCUAUGCUUUACGUAGCGCCCGAGGAAGAGCUGAAUGUGCAGACGUACAAUCACGACAAAAUCGUGUCGUUUGUUGGUUUAGCAUGGGAUGCGGUCAUGAGAGAAAAUGUGACUGCAACGGGUCGCAUACAGUUUUACAGUGGACAGUGAAGUGAAAGUUGUUGGAACGAAGGAAAUUGGCAAUAACAGUAACUUUUGUAUUGGUGAACCACUUCCAUUACAAAUUACAAUUACAGUUAAUUUGAUCUAGUUGGGUCUUUCGUUGGUAAACAAGACCAAGUAUGUGUGCUGCGUAUGCAGUUUCAUAUGUGUCUCUCGAGCAUGGACAUGAAAUUCGCUCGAAGAAUCGCCUGUCUUAUUGCUCGAGUCAAAUGCUGAAUUGAUAAAGCGAGAUUAAAUAUUGGAAUCGAGCGAUGCGAAGUGUGCCUCAAGAGAUAAUAAUAGCAGUGUAUAUACAAUCAGCCUCUAAAAACGAGGAGAAAAAAACAAGGAAAAAGAUAAAGAGAGAUGUAUAUUCCAGCAAUGUUUGUUGCAUUUGUGUGAAUUUCGAACAAUAAUGGCAGUGUCGUGAAACUUUAGUAUUGACAAUUACGAACGUUUGAUCGGAAAAUGUGAAGGCUAUCUUUUUCGAGAAUUGCAUAUACAUACAUACAUAUAUAUACAUAUAUACAUAUAUAUAUUAUAUAU
Molecule: messenger RNA, 6956 nt
Organism: Nylanderia fulva
Lineage: Eukaryota; Metazoa; Arthropoda; Insecta; Hymenoptera; Formicidae
Gene: tyf
Product: twenty-four
Source: RefSeq, a predicted model, not a curated record